Molecule: messenger RNA, 1247 nt
Organism: Emericellopsis atlantica
Lineage: Eukaryota; Fungi; Ascomycota; Sordariomycetes; Hypocreales; Bionectriaceae
Exons: 3
Coding region: 234-1205 (323 amino acids)
Source: RefSeq, a predicted model, not a curated record
UGAAUCAUCUCCCGUCUGCGCCUGAGCCAGUUGCCACCGUCGGCCGCUUUAAGUAACCGCCCCGACUCUGCAAUCAUUGACCUUGGAAUGCUUGGUCAUUGGCUUCAGUUGGUAUCAGUUUAAGCUUCUAUCGACAUAUUAAAGACACGGCAGUGUCCUGGGACCCAGUCUGGCUGUGGAGGAGCAUUCAUCAAUCACCCACCGCAACGCAACGCACACGAGUAACACGCAACAUGAAUCAACUACGGGCUCAAUUUGAAAACAUCCCGUACCCUGAGACGUCGUUUAAGGACCAGACUGUCAUCGUCACAGGGUCCAAUACAGGCUUGGGGUUCGAGGCAGCCAAGCACUUCACGCGACUCGAAGCUGCCCGGGUCAUUCUCGCCGUGAGAUCGCAGGCCAAGGGAGACGCCGCCAAGGCCGCCAUUGAAUCCGCCACCGGUCGCAACAAUGCCGUCCAGGUAUGGCUUCUCGAAAUGGACAAAUUCGACUCCAUCAAGGCCUUUGCUGCCAGGUGCGAGUCUCUAGACCGGCUCGAUGUGGUCGUCGCCAACGCGGGCAUUGCAAAAAUGGAGUUUGAGGAGACGGACGGCAUCGAGAGUACGAUCAAAGUUAACGUGAUUGGAACCUUUUUGCUCGCCUUGAGCCUUUUCCCGACCAUGAGGCAAUCUGGCCACCGCACGGGACAGACACCACGACUGGUGAUCACGACUUCUGUGCUUCAUAACAGUGCGAAAUUUACCGAACGAACGAAGCCCGACAUAUUCAAGGCCCUCAACUCAAAGGCGACUUCCAACAUGAAAGACCGCUACAACGUCUCAAAGCUCUUGGAGGUGAUGCUCGUGUCCUCCUUCAGCGAGGCGAUGAAGCAGGGUCCCAACGCAGAUAAGCCCGUCAUCAUCAACUCGGUGAACCCAGGGCUGUGUCACUCCGAACUCGGCAGAGACUUAAAGGGCAUCACGGGCUACAUGUUCUCCGCUCUCAAGGCGAUGAUGGCCCGCACGACCGAAGUUGGCAGCCGCACGCUCGUCCACGCGGGUGCAUCUGGCGAGGAAAGCAAUGGCCAGUAUCUCAGCGAGUGUCGCGUCACCAAGCCCAGUGCGUUUGUGCGGAGUAAGGAGGGCCAGGACACUACAAAGCGGCUGCACGCGGAGUUGAUGACGAUCCUGGAGCAGAUCCAGCCCGGCGUCACGAGUAGACUGUAGGGCACGCAUGGUCAAAGGCAUGUUGUACAAUUAUUGAACCAC